UGCAAAUCAGAUGAAUUUACAGUAGGAGUUGUCUCUUCAAUGACUUAAAUCAAUCCUUUGAUUUAUAUAUUUAUUUCUUAAUCUAUUUUUGAGCUUCCUUAGAUAUUUGGGAUGUCAAAUUAUAGCGCUUAUUUAAGCUUAUUAAUUAACGCCUACUACUUUAUUAGAUAAAUCAUAUGGUAAACAAAUUAAAAUUUUUUAAUAGGAAUACCAAUAAUUAGCAUUCUUUACCUCACUCAGCUAGGGUUAUCUCAAAAUAUGCAGCAGCAAAAACUAAAUAAAAUGUGCAUUUAAAACUUGAAUUAAACUUACCAAUAGAAUGAAAAUAAUUAUAAUCAAUAGCGCAACUCUGAAACUACAAAGAUUAUUGGUGAUUAAACUAAUAUAAACUUUUCUAAUAAUGUAAAUCGCUACUUUAAUGGAUUUAAUAAUCAUAUUUCUGAACUCGAUAGAUCUUCUGAUUAAAACCAAAAAUAAGUUACAUUUACAGAUAAAUUAAAUAUUAAAUCAGAGCAGCAAUCUUUGGAUAGUAAAAUAAUCAAUAUAUUUCCUCAGGGAAUACUGAUAGUGACUAAUGGGAAUCAUAUUAUUUAUGAAAGUUCUUAGAUGAAUAAAAUUUUCAACGCCAAUGAGCAAAGUCUUGUUAAUAUUUUGAGUGAAAUAAAAAGAAAAUAAAAUUAAAAUAUAUAAAACUCUGUCAAACAGCAUAAAAAGUAGAAAAUCGAUAAAUAUUCACACAAAUUUUAAUCACUCAAAGAAUUUAAAAGUCCAGUAAGUAGUAUUUUUUUUCAGAACCACGAAAACAAUAAUACAUCGUAAAUUAAAGAUAGCAGUUCAAUUAUUGAAGAAGGUGAUGUUAAUGUAAAUUUAAAUAUAAAUAUAAAUUAACACUAUGAAACAUUGUCUCCUAAAAUUUUAUCUUCUAACGAAAUGAAUAAGAGGAAAAGCAAAUUUUAUAAUAAUAAUUAGUUAGACUAACUGCAACAAGAAAUUAAUCAUUCAAUACUUACUAUAAAAUCUCCAGUUUUAGAUACUAUCUCACCAAAAGCACUUAAAUAACUUCAAACUAAUCCUUUUAAAAUCGAUUUAUAACUAAUCUCUAAGUAUCAGAGAGGAUAAAUUUAGAAAGCAAUUAGUAUUUAGUAAAUUAUGUAAAUUAUGCUUUUAGAAAACACAGAAGAUUGGACAAUGUCAAAUUAUGAAAAUACCAAAAAUAAAUAUUUAUCAAAAGCCUCAGGUAUUGAUAAUUCAAAAGAAAUUUAUGAAUAAAAUGGUGAACAGCAUACAGAUACACUUUUUAAUUUUUCAAGAAAGCGACUAUCAGAUGCUUUCAAUACUCCUAUUGACAAAACAAAUUAAUCUAAAUACACUAUAAACUAAAUUAAUCAUGAUAAUUAUACUCAAAAUCUUUCUUGCUAUAAUAAUAGUAGCAGUAAACAUUUUUAUACAUAAGCUCAUAAUGCAAGUUAGUACUACUUUAAGUCUGAGAAUGUUAAGUCAACUAAAAAUGAAGUUAAUAUAAUUUGCAUAGAUAAAGAAAGUCAUAAGUUAAUCGAAAUUCGAUUGAUGAAAUGUUUAUUAACUACUACUUCUCCUAGUAACGAUAAUAAAGAAAACGUCAAUAACGAUUCAGAUUAUUUAUAAACUAAUUGCAUUUUAUUUUUAUGUGAAGAAAUCUCAGAGAAAAUAUAUUUGAAUAAAGCAAUGAGGCUCUAAACAUUCAAAUCAAAAAUGCUGGCAAGUAUAUCACACGAACUGAGAACACCUCUAAAUUGCUCUAUUGGAAUGCUUUAGCUUAUCUAUGAUAACCACUAUGCUUAAAAAGAAGUCAUAGAUCAAUUCAUAGUUCCAGCUCUUUAUAGCAAUAAACUUUUACUAAACAUCAUAAACGACAUUUUGGAUUUUAAUUAAAUUAACGUAGGCAAUUUCAAGCUGAAUUUUACUUAAAUUUGCAUAAAAAAACUUAUAGAAGAUACAUUAAUGUUAGUAAAACAAUCUUGUCUAAUGAAAAAUUUAGAUUUAAAGUUUAUAAUCGAUGAAAACUUUGAUCCCACUUAAUAAUUCAACACCGACCCCUAAAGAGUUACCCAAAUCAUGCUUAACCUUUUAAGUAAUGCAGUUAAAUUUACUGAAUAAGGUGGAAAAAUUACAGUUUAAUUGUAAGAAGUUGAAAAAAAUUUACUCAAAAUUGAUAUUUCAGAUACUGGAUGCGGUAUCCCUUUAAAAAAAUUAAGAAAUCUCUUUAAUAAUUUUGGAAAAGUGAAUAGAAAUGAAAGUGCAGAGUUUAAUGAUGGUGCAUUUGGAGCUGGACUUGGUUUAACUAUUUCAAAUAAAUUAGCUAAGGGAAUCGGAAAUAAUAGAUCAAUAAAAGUCGUGACACAACUUUAUUAAGGAUCAACUUUUACAUUCUACAUUUAAAAUUAAAAAUCAAGAGCUCUGCAUUACAAAAGGAAUACGUUAAGGACAUUUUUUUCAUAGCAUUCAAUUUAAACAUUUAAUGAAUUAACAAACAAGAAUGCUUUAAAUAAGUCUGAGAAAACGGUAUAAAAUGCUUCUUCUCCUGCUUUUGAUGAAUGCUCAGAAGUAAAAAGAUACGAUAUUUCUUAAGAAUCUAAACUAAAAUCCAUUUAGAUUUUAGAUAGAAAAGAUUUGUCAAUUUAUAAAUAAAAAUGUCAUUAUGAAGAAAGAAACUCUCAAGACAUAAAGUCUAAUAUAUCAUUUAAUCAAAUAGAAAACACACUGAAAUUUCUAAAUGAAGACUAUCAGAUUUAAGGAGAAGAAGAUUAGAUCUAAAAAAGUUAUCAAAUAUUUAAGCCUCUAUAACCAUGGUAAAUAGAAUAGAUAGAAAAACAAGAAGCACUAAUAAAAGAAAAACUAAUAUCCUACAGUAGAAAUUAGCAAUGCUAAAAUUGCUCUGAUAUAUUAAUUGUUGAUGAUAACGAAUUCAAUAUUUUAACAUUAAAAAGCCUUCUUGGUUAGUAUGAGCUGAAAGUGGAUUUUGCUUUGAACGGCAAGCAAGCAUUUGAGAAAGUUUAACAGAAAAUAUAAAUCAACACUCAAUGUGUUUCCCAUGUUAAAAAAGUAAUUUAAUAAGACUACUCUAAAAGAAAAACUUAAGAAGAAGAUGAUAUAGAAUAGUAAAAUUAAAUACCUAAAUAAUGCCAAAAAUUGAGAUGUCAGAGUUAUUAAUUAAUUUUUAUGGAUAUAGAUAUGCCUAUUAUGAAUGGCUAUCAAGCAACUAUAAAAAUUCUUGAUUUUUUUAAAUAAUAAAACUCCUAAAUAAAAAAACCAUUUAUUAGUACAUGCAGUGCCUUUGUGACAGAUCAAGACAAGGAAAAAGCUAAAGAAGUUGGCAUGCAAUUUUUUAUCGAAAAACCAAUAGUAAAGAAAAAACUUGAGUAUCUAUUGUUCAGUCUAUUUGUGAGUUAAUCAAAUCCUUGAUUCAAUUUUUAAAUACAUCCUAAAUGAUUAAACAUGAAAUAAAUAACAAAUUCCCUCAAUAAACCCUUAAAUAAAAAAAACUGGACUAACUUUUUAAAAUAAAUUUCUAAUUUUAAGAUAAAAAAUAAAAUUUUUAGUUUAAUUCUGAGAUAAAAAGAGAUAAGUAAAAUUAUAAAUAAGGGAUUAUGUUAAAUACAAUUAAUUUUAGAUUUUUGCAUAAUAUAUAAACUUAAUAAAAAAUAAAAUUAAAUAUGACAAAUAUUAAUUAAAAAUAAAAAAAUUAGCAAUAAAAAAGUAA
Molecule: messenger RNA, 3739 nt
Organism: Tetrahymena thermophila SB210
Lineage: Eukaryota; Ciliophora; Oligohymenophorea; Hymenostomatida; Tetrahymenidae
Product: ATPase, histidine kinase-, DNA gyrase B
Exons: 4
Biological process (GO): phosphorelay signal transduction system; phosphorylation
Molecular function (GO): phosphorelay sensor kinase activity
Source: RefSeq, a predicted model, not a curated record